This is a messenger RNA of Colletotrichum truncatum, 261 nucleotides long. RefSeq lists its product as uncharacterized. NCBI's taxonomy places the organism in Eukaryota, Fungi, Ascomycota, Sordariomycetes, Glomerellales, Glomerellaceae. The record is from RefSeq and is a predicted model, not a curated record.
AUGAUUCAUCAUGAGGUUGAGUUUUCUGGAUUUCUUGGAAAGAGACCUCCUCUUGUUUUCAGAGGACUGGAGUUUUGCGGUUUUUCAUCUUGUCUGUAUUUGCUAGCUAUUAUUACAACAGGACGAUUGCGGAGGGGAAAGGGGGGACUGUUUAUAGGUUUGAGCACUACUUCAUACCCUCGGCCAUCAAAGGCGUCUUUGCGUUUUGGCACUGGAAGGAACUUGACUAUGGAGUACGGGGACUUACAAGAAUUGAACUAG